Molecule: messenger RNA, 1583 nt
Organism: Ciona intestinalis (vase tunicate)
Lineage: Eukaryota; Metazoa; Chordata; Ascidiacea; Phlebobranchia; Cionidae
Source: RefSeq, a predicted model, not a curated record
UCCUCACGACUCCUAUAGACCGUCAUUCAUUGUUUAAAACACGAUUAGGAUAUUUGGAUAUUAUGUGCUAAAGAUGUCCCGUCUUCCCCCACCCUACUAUAUAUUCAACUAUAUCAUAGCAUAUGAUGUAACAGAACAAUCAAUAGGAUAUUUUAUGUCUAAUUUAUUCUAACUGUGCAUUAUUAUAAGCUAUAUACGUUAUGAGUGCAAUAUAUGUAUGGGUGCGUUGAAUAGGAAAGAAGUUUUAAUAAAUUGCUUUCAAAUAUACAAAAUAUAGUUGUUUUACAAACAUAAUGUCAAAUUAAGAACUUGUAAAAAAUGUGCGUCAAAUACGGUAACUUUAAAAGCAAAGUUAAAACUGCAAAAUUGACCCGGAAAUUGUGUUACCUUUGCACCGUGUGUUAAUAUUUGUGAGUUAUAGUGAACGUAUAGAAAGAUCAUUAAUAAUGCUGUUUGCUAGCCAUGGUCAUACAAAACGCAAUAUAUUCAGUAAAGGACGAAUUUAGUUUUAUUUUGCAUAGUUUUAUUCCAGCUUUUUUAGCAGAGUUUUGAAAUGUUUUUAAUUAAGUUGGCAGUGCUACAGAUUAGCGGUAUUCGAACAUAUUUUAUCGUUUAAAUAAAAAGCUUUAUUGGAAUUUUAGUUUUCUAGAAAGUUUAAGUUCUAGAACAUUGCGUACAAUGCUUGCAUUAUUAUCUCUUUGUGUCGUCAUAAUGUUAUUUGAUAUUUCCGAAUGCCAACAAUGCCGGUACGUUUGUGACGAAAACAAACAAUCUUUCGUGCACAUGGUGGGGCCAGUUGGCCCCCAAGGUGUCAGGGGGCUCCCUGGUCGCAUGGGGCCAAGGGGUUAUCCAGGGCGACCUGGCAGAAAUGCAGUAGUAACUAAGAAAGAAACUUUCGAGGAUAAAGUGACCGACCGAUUGGCAGAACUCGAAAGCAAGAUGACGUUGUUGUUGCUCCCUGAAACUUGCCAUAUGACGUCACAAUCAGGCUACAUUAAGCUGAGGUCAGGGGAAAUGACGUAUUGCGACGGUGGAUGGACGGUUUUCCAGCGGCGUUUCGACGGUAGCGUUAACUUCCAACGUGGUUGGCAUGACUACAAGAUCGGGUUCGGGAAUAUAACAACCGAAUUCUGGAUCGGGCUUGAGAAGAUACACUGCAUGACGUACAUGAAAGGUUGCAAACUACGGGUUGAUCUGUGGAGUUUUCAUGACGACCAUGCUUUCGCCGAGUACAGCUCAUUCUCCGUUGAAGCAGAAGGAGACCUCUACCGCCUCCACGUGGGCGGAUAUAGUGGAACGGCUGGAGAUAGUUUGUCACGUGACGAUGAGGGACAUGAUAACAUGGCGUUCUCAACCAUCGAUAGGGACAAUGACAGAAAUAACAAAGGCAAUUGCGCGUCGAACCAAAACGGGCCUUCUGGAGGCUGGUGGUUUAAUAAUUGCUUCCGUGCCCAAUUAAACGCACUAUGGGGAUCAUCCCAAGGACCAUGGCACAACAUAGUUUGGCGCAGCUGGUUGGGCGAAAACGUUGCAAUAAAAUCGACCAUGAUGAAAUUAAGAUGCAAUUAAAAUACGUUGUACAG